Drosophila takahashii is the source of this 719-nucleotide messenger RNA. Its product is annotated as protein Abitram. The record is from RefSeq and is a predicted model, not a curated record. Gene Ontology annotation, molecular function: actin filament binding; actin monomer binding. Lineage: Eukaryota; Metazoa; Arthropoda; Insecta; Diptera; Drosophilidae. Gene Ontology annotation, biological process: regulation of actin filament polymerization; regulation of filopodium assembly; dendrite morphogenesis. Gene Ontology annotation, cellular component: lamellipodium; filopodium tip; dendrite.
CUACCAAUAUGUCAGUCCUACCAGAGGAUCCGCUAGAAGCCUUCUACUUCGAGCACGAGGAACAGGAGAUCUGCGGAAAGUUAGUAACGCCCAUAACAGACGGUUUCCAAGAGGACUACCCCACCGUUGUGGAUCGAUUCUUCACCAGAUAUUACUACUUUAAGGGCGAUGUUCCCUACCAGGUGCUCUACCACUCCAAUCGCAUUUGCCUGAUUUGUCUGGCUCCCGAUCAUCCUGCCCUCAGUCAGGGCAUCUCAUCGGUGAACUUCGAUAUCGGGAACGUAGAUCGCAGCCAGAAUGUGGUCAAGGGCAAGGGCAAAAAGGGCGGAAUGAUCCUCCAGGCGGAGUCUACCCUGGUAUUGAUCACAACGGAAAGUGGAGAGACCUACAAGGUGCCCAGCUGCAUUAGGGGAAAACUGGUGGAGGUCAACACCGCCCUGGUGGAGGAGCCCAAGCUACUGGAGCAACUGCCCGAGGGAGCCGGCUACUUUGCCAUCCUUCUGCCGAAAAUCGAGAACUGCGAUGCCAUUAAGGCGAGUCUGCUAACGCAGGAACAGUACGAGGAGCGUCUGAAAAUUAAGAAGGAGGGUGCAGUUAUAGUCAAAACUGAAAACAGCAACGACUUUCCUGAAAUCUUGAAGAAGGAGCUGGACACGUGAUUCUGACCUAAAAACCUAUGUAUUUAUACAAGAAGAUUCAUAUUUUAAAUGUUCAUAAGU